UGUUAUUGGGGUAUUUUCAAGCGGCAGUGGGAUGGUUUACUCGAGAGUCAGUACCUUGUCCAUCUAAUCAGGCGGGAACUAGAUUAACUGGGGGUGGGCAAACAUUGUAUCUCCUACCUGCAUUGCAGGCGGCAGCCUCAGGCGGCCCUGUAUGUUCGACUCAUGCAGGCUAUGGUUCUCGAAAACACCAAGCACAGAACACCGUCUCUUCAUAUCAUAGCAAGGCUACAGCCACAACAUUGGAACAGCGUUGUUCUCUAUGUCGGCCCCAGUUCACUCAGCGCUGAAGCAUCUCAGGUAUCCCCGUGAAGAGCGCACGCUACGGAUCGAUGCGGUGUGUAUCAAUCAGGCAUCGGAUACAGAGCAUUCCUUUCAACUUGCUACGAGGAAACGCAUUUACCCACGAAAUUGGAGGACUCUAAUGUGGCUUAGAGAGGACACUCUGGGGGCGACCUUAACUGCGGUGUAUCUUACGAUGCCUCGGCUUCUACAGCUUACAACAACACGAAUUGCAACUGAGGAAAGGGCAGCAUACUUGGAGAAUACUUCAAAAGCCCAUACAAGUCUGAAGAUGAACACGGCAGCAUGGGUCAUGUUCACUGUCUACCUGAAGUCUUUAGGGGACUUAUCUCGACGCCGAUACUAUGAGCGUCUGUGGAUAACACAAGAGGCUGUUCUAGCACCCCAAAUCGUAUUCUGUGUUCAAUAGUCGACCGUCAGCUGGGUGAAGCUUUUCACAGCGGCAAAGAAAGCCUGGAUCAUCGCCUGUCAGCUAACCGGUCC
Pseudomassariella vexata is the source of this 783-nucleotide messenger RNA. RefSeq lists its product as uncharacterized. The record is from RefSeq and is a predicted model, not a curated record. Lineage: Eukaryota; Fungi; Ascomycota; Sordariomycetes; Amphisphaeriales; Pseudomassariaceae. The transcript has a single exon. Bases 260 to 709 code for a protein of 149 amino acids.